AUGGUUGCACCAUCAUGUUGCACAGUCGCCCUUCGGCGGAUAUCGCGGGCAGCAGUUGAGGGGAGUUGGGGACUCACGGCGCAAAAGAAAUCCACAGGGGGAUCGUGCUUUUCUCGUUUUACGACGCCGCUAUCGGGCGGCCUCGUUGGCGGAGCGAGGCACUUCAGCAGUGUCAAAUUUAUGGAUCAGAAACGGUCGGGAGAGGAGACGGUUUACUUCAAGAAAGAAGAUGAAGCUUUGCUCCGCAACUUGCUGGCCAACCAUCCAGAAUACGACCCGAAGUAUUCAAUGGAUCAAAUGUCUGAGCUGGGCGCCAUCGCUCGAGACAUUACUCUAGCGUGUCAGAAGCACGGCAUGAAGGAUCCGUCGGCCGCCUUCAUGAAGGACCUGAUCUCGAUUUUCAGCGCACACGGCUAUGUGAAACAGUCUGAGUAG
Molecule: messenger RNA, 435 nt
Organism: Besnoitia besnoiti
Lineage: Eukaryota; Apicomplexa; Conoidasida; Eucoccidiorida; Sarcocystidae
Exons: 3
Coding region: 1-435 (144 amino acids)
Source: RefSeq, a predicted model, not a curated record